Molecule: messenger RNA, 1713 nt
Organism: Penicillium lagena
Lineage: Eukaryota; Fungi; Ascomycota; Eurotiomycetes; Eurotiales; Aspergillaceae
Product: gamma-glutamyltransferase family protein
Exons: 5
Coding region: 1-1713 (570 amino acids)
Source: RefSeq, a predicted model, not a curated record
AUGAAGGGUGACCGUCGCCGCAGCGCUGUCCACAGCCUCAACGGCAUCGUUGCGUGUACCCAGCCCUUGGCCGCAAUCGCGGGCCAGACUAUUCUUAAACAAGGAGGAAAUGCCGCGGAUGCUGGAAUAGCUGUCGCGGCCUGUUUGAACGUGACGGAGCCAUGGUCUACUGGAAUUGGAGGUGAUAUAUUUUGUCUCUUCUAUGAUGGCCAGACAAAGAAAGUUCACGGGCUGAAUGGAUCGGGGCGAGCUCCAGCGCGCAUUACUCUAGAGGAGGUGCGAGGGAAACUCAACAUCCCAGACAACAAGCCCGGGAGUAUUCCGCUCAAUAGCAUCUAUGCGGUGACUGUCCCAGGUGCGGCGGCAGGUUGGAUAGAUACCGUGGAAAGGUUUGGAAGUGGGAAGCUUUCCAUGCAGCAGAUUCUCCAGCCAGCGGUUGACUUAGCUGAGAAGGGGUUUCCUGUGUCGGAGAUUUCAGCGUACUAUUGGCAAGAGAACGAGCAACAAUUGCGAGAAGCAUCUCCCAACUUCAAAGAGAUGCUCAAGGAGGAUAUCGCGACUGCAGAUGGAAGCAGAGCUCCUCGAACAGGAGAGAUUAUGAAGAUGCCGACGCUAGCCAAUACAUUCCAUCAGCUUGCCAUCGAGGGCAAAAAGGGCUUUUAUGCUGGUCGUGUUGCCGAUGCAAUUUGUCAAGUAAUGCAAGAUCGCGGAGGCCAUCUCACGUACGAGGACUUGGAGUAUCAUGCAAGAAAAGGCAGCGAGUACGUCAGACCCAUGUCUUUGCGCUUCAAAAGUAUUCAGUCAAGCGUGGAUGUUUGGGAACAUCCGCCUAACGGUCAAGGCAUCGUGGCCUUGAUGGCACUAGGAAUUAUCCAAGAGCUCCAGAAGUCAGGGAAAAUAACUCAAAUCCCAUCCCACAACUCCGACGAGUAUCUGCAUCUUAUCGUCGAAAGCCUGCGAAUCGCCUUUGCCGAUGGCACAUGGUUCAUAUCCGAUCCGCAUUUUCACCCCAUCCCUGACCUUCUUUCACCCUCCUACCUCAGUACGCGUGCACGACUAUUCAAUCCAGAGCACGCCUCGACUCUCUUGGACCACGGUAGCCCGGCCCUACGAUCCAGUGACACAGUUUACUUCGCGGUGACCGACUACGCCGGCAACGCAGUGUCCAUCGUGAACAGCAACUAUCACGGCUUCGGGAGCGGUAUCAUCCCAGCUAAAUGCGGGUUUACUCUGCAGAGCCGCGGUGCGAAUUUCUCGCUCGCACCCGGCCAUCCCAAUUGCCUGGCACCUGGGAAGCGACCGUAUCACACGAUCAUCCCGGGGCUGGCGACGAAUGCCGAAACAGGGGGCCUACAUUCGGUUUUCGGGGUCAUGGGUGCGUUCAUGCAACCGCAAGGACACGUACAAGUACUUCUGAACAUGCUGGCGUUUGGCAUGAGUCCACAAGAGGCGCUCGAUGCACCACGAGUGUGUAUUGCGAGCGUUCUUUCGAAUGGCGAAGCUGUUGACGGCACGGUCUAUGUCGAGGAGGGGAUAAGUGAGGAGGCGAUACAGGGGUUGGAGAGAAGAGGACAUCACGUGCGAAUGCGAUCAGGGUGGCAGCGGGAUAUCUUUGGUCGGGGGCAGAUCAUUCGGAAUAUAGUUGAUGGAGAGCAGCGAGUUUAUACGGCCGGAAGUGACCCCCGAGGAGAUGGCAUGGCUGUUCCAGUGUAG